GCCCGACCUACCAUCAACUUGGUUGAGAUACCUUCUAUUCACUGUCCUACGACACCGAUUUGUCACUCAUCGUCGCCGCCUCCUCUGCUCAUCAAUUCUGAUAGAGUGCCCAGUCCAUGUACAAACCAGAAUAAAAUCAGGAAAUCCGCGGGCGAUUAGUGCCGCUCCUGAAAGCAAGUCUCAGGCAGCCAGCCAUCAAGCACGUGUCAAGCGAAGCAUCCCCUCUCCUUCCCAUUCUGCGAUUUCCAUCUUCAAUCGGCGCACACCCCUGAGGCAGAAGGCACAACAUUCUUCCUGCGGCUCUUUCACGCCGCGCAGAAGAAGCCAUGCCCCGGCAAAAGGGUGUCAAGUUCCAACACCGGUCGAACAGCAAUGGCAACGGCAACGGUAAUGGAAAUGGAAACCAUCACCGUCGACAAAGCUCUUCUGCCGCUAGCGACACUGCUUCCGAGCCACCGAGUCCUCAGAGAGAUCACCACGACAGCAACACCAAUGGAAACAUUGUGAAAGGAGAGAAGCCAGAUCAUGUAUCGGAGUACGAGAAAAAGAAGCAGACUUUCAUAACCCGGACAAUAUGGACACUAGCGAUGAUAGGUGGUUUCUUCGGCGCGAUGUUUGCGGGCCACGUCUACGUCCUCAUGGUCAUUACCGCCGUUCAAAUCGUCUCAUUCAAAGAGGUGAUCGCAAUCGCUCAGGUGCCCACGAAACAGAAGAACCUUCCGUUGACGACCUCGCUAAACUGGUACUUCCUGGCCAUCACCAUGUACUUCCUGUACGGCGAAAGUGUCAUCUACUACUUCAAACAUAUCCUGCUGGUGGACAAAGUCUUGCUACCCUUCGCGACCCAUCAUAGGUUCAUCAGCUUCAUGAUGUAUAUAUUCGGAUUCAUGUCCUUCGUUGCCUCGUUGCGGAAAAAUUAUUACCGAUUUCAGUUCGCCCAGUUCGCCUGGACUCAUAUGGCACUCUAUCUGAUUGUCGUCCAAGCACACUUCAUGAUGAACAACGUCUUUGAGGGCAUGAUCUGGUUCUUCCUCCCGGCGUCGCUGGUCAUUACCAACGAUAUCUUUGCAUACAUCUGCGGCAUCACUUUUGGCCGCACUCAACUCAUCAGCCUCUCCCCCAAGAAAACUGUCGAGGGUUUUGUUGGAGCUUGGAUCUGCACCAUCUUCUUCGGGUUUGCGCUCACCAACAUCUUGAUGCGCUAUAAGUAUUUUAUUUGCCCCGUCAAUGACCUCGGUGCCAACAUUUUCACCGGCCUAGAAUGCGACCCGAAUCCCGUUUUCAAGGCCUACCCAUACAACAUCAAAGACUGGACCGGUUUGGACUAUACAUUCUGGAUCGCCCCCAUGCAGUUCCAUAUUCUCGUAUUUGCGUCAUUCGCUUCGCUGAUCGCUCCCUUCGGAGGAUUCUUCGCCUCGGGACUGAAACGAACUCUGAAGAUCAAGGAUUUUGGCGACAGCAUCCCCGGUCACGGAGGUAUGACUGAUCGCAUGGACUGUCAAUUCAUCAUGGGUUUGUUUGCGUACAUGUACUACCAGAGUUUCAUCGCUGUGUAUAAGACCUCAGUGGGCGGGGUCCUCGAAACAGCCAUCAUGGGCCUGACUCCGGAAGAGCAGGUUGAACUAGUGAAGCGACUGGGGUGGUACUUACAAGGCCAAGGCAUCAUCUCGGACAAGAUCGGGCGAUGCCUGGACCUCGCUCUGCCAAAGAGAUGAGGAUGAUUGGAGUGGCAAGAUAUGGUUUCUUUUCGAUUCUUUACAUUGUGAACCCCCUAACGUUGCCGAGAGCGUCGCAAGCCGUUGUUUCUGGACUAGCAUAGCGGUGGUGUCCUGGCCUUGGUUUGUGUGUGGAAACGAUGGGUUCCUUAAAAUUCUUGCACUGAUGUCGCCAUCUUUCGAUGACAGACUAUGAUGGCUUCGAGUCUGCACUUCGAGGGCAGACCAGACAAAAACUUGUUUUCUUUCCGCUGGCUGAUGAAACGUUCAAUUGAGAAGACCGUGCAAGGUCUGAAUGGGACGAGGUCUGGACCUGGAUGUAAAAGUGUGAAAUGCUGCGAAUGUGUGUUGACGUCUCGGUAUUGUUGAAGAAUCAGUAAUGUGAUCGUCAUGAUGCAUAUGUCAUAGAGAAACACGCAACAUAGCACGUCAAAAGUCAAUUCAUCUCAGCCUUGCC
Molecule: messenger RNA, 2172 nt
Organism: Cladophialophora immunda
Lineage: Eukaryota; Fungi; Ascomycota; Eurotiomycetes; Chaetothyriales; Herpotrichiellaceae
Exons: 3
Coding region: 327-1715 (462 amino acids)
Cellular component (GO): endoplasmic reticulum membrane
Molecular function (GO): phosphatidate cytidylyltransferase activity
Source: RefSeq, a predicted model, not a curated record